This is a messenger RNA of Panthera uncia (snow leopard), 1965 nucleotides long. Its product is annotated as protein Jumonji-like. The annotation marks the transcript as partial. The transcript is spliced from 3 exons. Gene Ontology annotation, biological process: chromatin remodeling. The record is from RefSeq and is a predicted model, not a curated record. Gene Ontology annotation, cellular component: nucleus. Gene Ontology annotation, molecular function: histone demethylase activity; DNA binding. Lineage: Eukaryota; Metazoa; Chordata; Mammalia; Carnivora; Felidae.
UGUGGUGACCUCAUUGUCCCUCUUUCCUUCCUAGUUUUCAAUGGUUCCAGCAGGUCUCCACGGGAGAAAGAACCUGUUCAAAAACACAAAAGCAAAGAAGCCACUCCCGGGAAGGAGAAGCACAGCGAUCACCGGACUGACAGCCGGAGGGAACAGGCGUCAGCGGCCCCGCCCCCAGCGGCCCCCUCCACGGGUUCCUCGGCCAAGGGGCUCGCUGCUAACCACCACCACCCCCCUCUGCAUCGGUCGGCUCAGGACUUACGGAAGCAGGUUUCGAAGGUAAACGGAGUCACUCGAAUGUCGUCAUCUCUGGGUACGAGUGCAACCGGUGCCAAAAAGAUGCGCGAAGUCAGACCUUCACCGUCCAAAACUGUGAAGUACACUGCAACGGUGACUAAGGGGACUGUCACAUACACCAAAGCCAAGAGAGAACUGGUCAAGGAAACCAAACCCAAUCCCCACAAGCCCAGUUCCGCCGUCAACCACACAAUCUCAGGGAAAACCGAAAGUAGCAAUGCAAAAACCCGCAAACAGGUGCUAUCCCUCGGGGGGGCGUCCAAGUCCACCGGGCACGCCAUCAAUGGCCUCAAGGUCAGUGGCAGGUUGAACCCAAAGUCAUGCACUAAGGAGGUGGGGGGGCGGCAGCUGAGGGAGGGGCUGCGGAACUCCAAGAGGAGACUGGAGGAGGCCCAGCAGCCCGAGAAGCCGCAGUCGCCCCCCAAGAAGAUGAAAGGGUCGGCCGGCUGCGCCGAAGCCCCCGGCAGGAAGGCGGCCGCGGCGGUCCCCGCGGCCCCGGCCCCCGCGGAGAGAGCCCCGCCGCCCGGCCACGCCAAGAAGGAGGUGCCCGAGCGGAGCUCGGAGAGGAGCCGGCCGAAGCGGGCCGCGGCCGGCAAGAGCACGCCGGGCAGACAAGCACACGGCAAGUCGGACGGCGCCUCCUGUGAAAAUCGUUCUACCUCGCAAACGGAGCCCUUGCACAAGCCGCACGAGGCGGCAGCCAAGCCCGACAAGGGGGGCGGCCGGGCCGGCUGGGCGGCCAUGGACGAGAUCCCCGUGCUCAGGCCGUCCGCCAAGGAGUUCCACGACCCGCUCGUCUACAUCGAGUCGGUCCGCGCUCAGGUGGAGAAGUACGGCAUGUGCAGGGUGAUCCCGCCUCCGGACUGGCGGCCCGAGUGCAAGCUCAACGACGAGAUGCGGUUUGUCACGCAGAUUCAGCACAUCCACAAGCUGGGCCGGCGCUGGGGCCCCAACGUGCAGCGGCUGGCCUGCAUCAAGAAGCACCUCAGAUCUCAGGGCAUCACCAUGGACGAGCUCCCGCUCAUAGGAGGCUGCGAGCUCGACCUGGCCUGCUUUUUCCGGCUGAUUAACGAGAUGGGCGGCAUGCAGCAAGUGACUGACCUCAAAAAGUGGAACAAACUGGCGGACAUGCUGCGCAUCCCCAAAACCGCCCAGGACCGGCUGGCCAAGCUCCAGGAAGCCUACUGCCAGUACCUGCUGUCCUACGACUCCCUGUCCCCGGAGGAGCACCGGCGGCUGGAGAAGGAGGUGUUGAUGGAGAAGGAGAUCCUGGAGAAGCGGAAGGGGCCCCUCGAGGGCCACACGGAGCAUGACUACAACAAGUUCCACCCCCUGCCUCGCUUCGAGCCCAAGAACGGGCUCAUCAACGGCGUGGCCCACAGGAACGGCUUCCGCAGCAAGCUCAAAGAGGUGGGCCAGGCCCAGCUCAAGACGGGCCGACGGCGACUCUUUGCUCAGGAAAAGGAAGUGGCUCGAGAGGAGGAGGAGGACAAGGGCAUCCUCAGUGACUUCCACAAAUGCAUAUACAAGGUGGGCCCCCGGCGGGGCUGGGGGGGCUGGCCGCGGGGCGGGGCUGUGCGGGCCCGAGGCGCCAGGCUGCGGUCUCCGGUGGCGCCCGGAACGGCAGUGUGUGCAGCUGCGGGCGGGAUGCAGGCCUGGGACGUCUGA